Molecule: messenger RNA, 4334 nt
Organism: Lagopus muta (rock ptarmigan)
Lineage: Eukaryota; Metazoa; Chordata; Aves; Galliformes; Phasianidae
Gene: GPR107
Product: G protein-coupled receptor 107
Exons: 19
Coding region: 293-1804 (503 amino acids)
Biological process (GO): clathrin-dependent endocytosis
Cellular component (GO): Golgi apparatus; clathrin-coated vesicle; membrane
Molecular function (GO): clathrin heavy chain binding
Source: RefSeq, a predicted model, not a curated record
AGUAAAGAUGGCGGCCCGCGGCCUUCCCGCCGCUCUUACUGUGGUGGUGCUGGGGUUGGCGUUGCUCUGUGCGGGUCCGGCCGGAGCCCGCGUCCAUCACCUCACCCUCAAAGAGUACAGUCAAGUGAUAAGCACUGACACAUUUGAAGCUCAUGUUGAGGUUGUUGGAAGAGUUGAUUGGUUCCAGUGAAAUCAUUGGCUAUAUCUGAAGGUGUCCUGAAGAAAUUUGCUGUUGGAUGAUGUGAGGCAGAAAGUGCACCUGAAUACAUUUGGCUUCUUCAAGAAUGGUUUCAUGAAAGUCAAUGUGAGCAACCUUUCAUUGAAGCCACCUGUGGAUGCUGAUGACAAGAGCAGCUCAUCAGUGGGGUUCAGUCUGGAUCGAACAAGGAAUGAUGGGUUCUCCACUUAUCUGGAUGAAGAAGUGGAUUACUGUAUUUUGAAUAAGAAACCUGAGCAAGGUGUUUCUGUUGUAAUCUUACUUCUGGACUUCAAAAAUGAUGUUGUGAAGGUACAGUUCUCUGCAGAAGCUUCUCACCUGCUGCCUAAGAUUUCAUUUGUGUCUGAGGAAAAUGCCACUGCCUUGAUUACCAAGCCACCAAAAUCUUCUGAAGAUAAAAUUGAUUCCGAUAAAAGUCUGGCUGAGACUAACGAAAAUACAGAUGGCACAGAUACGAAGUCCAAACGAAGUACAACAUCCUCACAGAGCAUAGUAGAACAAGAGCAUCCUGUUCGCAACGACAGAGGAACUAUCUCAUUCCAGUUUUUCUUUAACAUCAGUUCUGAUAACCAAGAAGGUCUCUACAGCCUGUAUUUCCAUAAAUGUAUUGACAGUAAUGGGAAACCUCGUGAUCAGCAGCUGUUUAGUCUUGAUAUAGAAAUUACGGAGAAGAACCCUGAAAGCUACCUCUCAGCAGGUGAGAUCCCACUGCCAAAACUUUACAUUUCCAUGGCACUCUUCUUUUUCCUGUCUGGGACUGUGUGGAUCCACAUCCUUCGUAAACGCCGAAAUGACGUCUUUAAGAUUCACUGGCUGAUGGCAGCCCUCCCUUUCACAAAAUCACUGUCCUUAGUCUUCCAUGCAAUCGACUACCACUACAUUUCUUCUCAGGGAUUUCCUAUUGAAGGCUGGGCUGUUGUCUAUUACAUCACUCACCUAUUUAAGGGUGCUCUUCUAUUCAUCACUAUUGCCCUCAUUGGAACAGGCUGGGCUUUCAUUAAACACAUCCUUUCAGAUAAAGACAAAAAAAUUUUCAUGAUUGUCAUCCCACUUCAGGUGCUAGCAAACGUGGCAUACAUUAUUAUAGAGUCAACAGAAGAGGGAACAACUGAAUAUGGACUGUGGAAAGAAAUCCUUUUCCUGGUAGACUUGCUGUGUUGUGGUGCCAUCUUAUUUCCAGUGGUAUGGUCAAUAAGACAUUUACAGGAGGCUUCAGCAACAGAUGGAAAAGCUGCCAUUAACCUAGCAAAGCUGAAGCUUUUCAGGCAUUACUACGUUAUGAUUGUGUGUUACAUUUACUUCACACAAAUCAUUGCAAUUCUCAUAAAGAUUGCUGUUCCGUUCCAGUGGAAAUGGCUGUACCAGCUGCUGAAUGAAAUGGCCACGCUGGUGUUCUUUGUCCUCACUGGGUACAAGUUCCGUCCAGCGUCAGAUAACCCUUACCUGCAGCUUUCUCAAGAUGAUGAGGAUGAUUUGGAGAUGGAAGCUGUGGUGACGACUUCUGGAGUAAUGGAGGGCAUGAAGAAGGUCAAGAAAGUGGUGAAUGGUUCAGCAGAGCCACGGGGCGAGUGGGAAAGCACAGCAUGAUGAACUGGACUGAGGCAGCACUUUCACAGAAACUUUUUUUAUUUAUUAAUAUUACUUUCAGUGGAAAGGGAGCAUUUAGCACUUCCCAACGCUGAAACUGCAGAGUGAGGUGUGUCAAGGGGGAGCAAAGCAGUGCAGAAAUCUAACUAUUCCUCUGAUCAUAAAAAAAAAAAGACAUCUCUUGGUACCUGCAAGGAGUGUGAAGCUUUCUUAGGGGUUUUGGGCAGCUUAUUCUUUUUUCCCCUUUCUGGAUCAGUUUGGUAUUCUGAAUUAUUUGCAGUUACAUUCUUCAGAAUGUGCAAAUCUAAUGUGAGGAGAGACCUUUAGUGAGUAUGUAAAGUAUAUAUUUUAUAUAAUGCUUAUAGAUGUAUACACACACCUGCUAAGUAACACGUAUGCUGGGAAAUGCAAAGUGUCUCAGGAGGUGGGGAAAAGACGAUGAGAUGUAAGUAUUCUUUUUAUAUAAACUCUCCUCCUGGCUUGGACAGAAUAUCGCAAAGCAAACGAGUUGAAACGACUGUAGUUAUUUAAGGCUAAGUGGGUUAUUGGAUCAGGUGGCUUCCUCCAGCCUUCACAUCAGUUGGAACGUUGAUAAGUGUCUUGUCUAAUUUGUGCAGGCUUUUACUUGAAUAUGUCAGGUUUUCAAAUGUAUUGCUACGUAGGAAGCAAGCGACCGUUUUCCAUUAAAAGCACUAACUUGUAGCACAAUAAGUGUUAAUGUAGAUUCUCCACUGCUGAUAGGAUUCUCUUGAUUUGCACCCACCUGACAAAAGAAAUACACGAGGUGUAGGACUGUUGCCUACUUUCUACAGGUCUGCCGUGCUAUCUUAAACAUGGAAUUUCAAGCCAUGACCCAGAGUGCUUUGUUCUACAUUCUAAAAUACUUGCAAGGUUUUCCAGAAGAUAUUCCCUGGUGCAGUGUAAGAGUACCAGAAUCCUCAAUGGAAAUCAAACCAGCAAACGUACUGCAGCGUACAUCUCUGGUUCUCCGUUGUCCUGAGUUGCUUUGCCACUCUGGAUGGUUACAUGUACCUCCAUACCUCCCUGUGUGUGUAGAACAGUGGCACUGCUGUUUGAGAUGAGCUGAACUGGUCGGAAUGGUAUUGCUGUCAAAACCAGGCCACUGCAACUCACAGUCAUUAGUGGCUUUUAUUUUUGUUUUCAGAAAAGGAGUGAAUUGUGGCUGGAAUACAGAAGUCUUAACUAUCAACUGCAAAUCUGCAGUGUGAUCUUUAGUUGUAUUACAAAUGCUGUGUUCAUCUCUAGAGUCCUGGUAUUGCUAGAAAGGCACAUUGUGCUUGUAGCUGUAGUAGUGAGGCAUUGUUAGUUUGUAGGAGGGUAGCAGUGGUUCACUGGUGUAACAAGGAUGAGCUCUAAGAAAAAUAAAACUAGUGUAACUCAUUGACCCAAUGAAGCCUUAAUCUUUAUGUAGAGCUGUUAAGGUUACCUGUUGAGUGAAGUGCUCCUGUCAGUAACAGGGAUAGGCAUCUUCACACAGCUUCAGACGUGCCAACAUCUCUUAAACUCAUUUGGGAACUUGCUUUUUUUUCCCUCUUUUGACUUGAAGGGACUGCAUUUCUGGGGGCACAACUGAUGGAAGGACUUCCAUGACUGCUUUUUCUCAUUCUUUAACUUAAGAAGAGAGUGGGAUUUUCAUUUUGUGGAGUUGCUGUUUUGUCUGUUGAAACGGUGAACCACUUCUUCCUUAGUCUUCAGUGUGGGUUGUAGAGCUUUUAGGCAGAAGUCUGUACCAACACUGUGUUCUCUGACUGCAGCUUCUUUUUCCCGGUGUUCAUUUUAUUCAUUGUGGAAGUAGUAGAAAUUAAUCUACCUGCUUUGAUACCUGGAACUGUUUUCUCUUCAGAUGAAGCAUAAGAAUAACCCUCUUAUCUUGGUGCAGAGUCCUCCGUUUUCCUCCUUGGCUUGUAACUACACAAUAAUUACAGCAGUGAUGGUUUGGCUUUUGCUGCCACUGUUUUGCAGAGAUACAGUUCAAGUGAAAACAGAGCCUGCACCACAAGAAAGGCUGUUACACGAUCAAUGAGCCUUCUACACCUUCAGUAUGAAAAGGUCUUUUGCAUAUUUCGUAGCUGAGACUUGAGAAAUUGAACUAGAAACAAACAGAGGCAGCCCUAGAACAUCGUGUGGUUAAAUACCUGAAAAUUGGCUCCUCAUUCUUUGCUCUGAUUUGACAGUUGCUCUGUCCCUGGGGAAGGAUCGCUGUCUGUAUCCAGAGGGCUGCUGAGCCAGACUGCGAGCCUUGCUCAGAGUUGUCUGCUGGAGUCAUAGAGUCAGUUGGCACGGAGGGAUGUAAGAGAUGGAGCAGGAGUGCAACAGUGCGUUGGUAACGUGGACGUGAUGAUGUCUUGGAACCCGUUGAUGUAAUUUCUGAAUGGAAUUGGCAGUUCUGCUGGGUGUGCCGUUUCACUUCCCAAAUGUCGGAGGCUGUGCGGGGUCCUGGUGUGUGCUGAGCUGGUUCUGACAGCUGGCUCUUUGUACUUCGGCAUCAGUGAAUCGCUGAUAGAACAAA